AGGGACCCUGAGAUUGAAGAACCAUGUUAUGCUCUCCAAUCUAAAACCUAACCUCCGCGGACUGACCGAAAUUCCUCAUCAAUCGGCGCGUGUACGGCGCGCCUGCGGCACUUGCUUAGGGAUGACCAACGCGCCGGAAACAAUGGUUAAGAUGUACAUUCCGGCUGUGAUGGACGGUGUCCCGGCGAUACUUUAUCAUCAAUCGAGUCUAAAAAAUGGCGGCGAGUGUUGCCGCUGCAACAGGCGCGUCGCUGUCGAAUCCCUACGGGAUUUCCUCGACGUCAUCUGCUUCGACUACAAGAAUGGAUUCGUCCAUAGACGAGAAGAGCUCUCGCCGCUGGCGGAGAGCCACAAUGCCGUUGUGACAAAUCUCAGAUUGUGUCUAAAUGUGGUGAGGUCACAUUGGGCCGAUAAUGGAAAGAGUCUACAAUUACUGAACAAGCGGGCAAUAAUCGGGCCGACCUCUCUGAGUCUG
This is a messenger RNA of Striga asiatica, 475 nucleotides long. The record is from the annotation of a GenBank genome assembly. NCBI's taxonomy places the organism in Eukaryota, Viridiplantae, Streptophyta, Magnoliopsida, Lamiales, Orobanchaceae.